Aureobasidium subglaciale EXF-2481 is the source of this 1587-nucleotide messenger RNA. Its product is annotated as carbohydrate-binding module family 48 protein. Gene Ontology annotation, biological process: signal transduction. Bases 1 to 1587 code for a protein of 528 amino acids. The transcript has 3 exons. Gene Ontology annotation, molecular function: protein kinase binding. Gene Ontology annotation, cellular component: nucleotide-activated protein kinase complex; nucleus; cytoplasm. The record is from RefSeq and is a predicted model, not a curated record. NCBI's taxonomy places the organism in Eukaryota, Fungi, Ascomycota, Dothideomycetes, Dothideales, Saccotheciaceae.
AUGGGAAACACGCCGUCGUCUGCCAAAGCGGAGAAGGGCAGCCAACCCGCCUCGCCCGCCCACGCUCUCCACCAACACCACUCGCGCGACCAACACCACCAUGAAGCCCGUCGCGAGCCGCGACGCCGCGAAUCCAUCCCGGCCCUGACGUCCAAGACGGCCGCUGCCUCUCCCUCCCUCGACACCACCUCGGCCAGCGGACAGGCCAUCUUCCCCUCGCACUACUCUCCCUCGCAGCCGCGCUCUGCUCCUGCCUCUGGCCACCAGCGCAAUCGCUCAAACACCACAAACACCCCCAAGCAGGAGUCGCCCUCGGUCCCGCGUCGCUACAAGAGCCUCAAGUCUCCCAGCCCUCCUCCAGAGCCUCGUCUAUCGCCUGCAUCACAGCCCGUCGACGUUCCUCAAUCACAACGCCCCCAGCGUCCUGCCUCUCCUGCUACAGAGGCCGCAUACCACCUCCCACCAGCCAGUUUCUCGCGCCCCCCACGUCUUCCUCUGCCAAUUGAACAAGAAGACCACACCCCUGGCUCUCCCAUAGUCUCGGCCGUCGUUCCCGACGACGACCCUGAACAGGUCGACCUGCCCCGACGAUCGAGCGUCGUUAGCAGUACCAUUGACGACGAUGACGAAGAGCCCGACGGCUUCGAGGGCUACGAGACGGAUGCUGGCGGUCCAAAAGUGCCCACUCUGAUAGAAUGGCGCAACACCAAACCGGGUGAACGUGUCUACGUAACAGGCACAUUUACUAACUGGGAACGCAAAUUCCGUCUGCACAAGGAUGGUCCCAGCAAGCAUAAGAACGCCUUGUCGGCCACACUUCAACUACCUCCGGGCACUCACCACAUCAAAUUCAUUGCCAACGGCGACAUGAUGACCUCGAACGAUCUACCCACCACCGUGGAUUACACCAACAUUCUUGUCAACUACAUCGAAGUCUCCUUGGAUCAGCUACCUCUCCUUCAGCCCGGCAAACCCGUGCUCCCUGGUCCCCCUCCGGUCAAGCCUCAAGAGCCCUCAAGGCCCAUGGACAUUCGGCCCAAACCAGCGGCGCAGGCAACCAAGGACGCGUCGGCCGCCAACCAACCACAGAACACCCCUCCCAAGUCAAGUCAUGAGCCACCCGCUCCGAAAUCGACCACAGGCACACCGGCACAAGCUCCUGCCGAUGAACCCAAGUCGCGCCAGGAGGCCCCAUUAGUCCGCCAACAAAGCCGGGAAUGGACGCAAACAGUGCCUGCCUACCUCACAGACCUUGAUUCUUGGUAUCCGCCGCCCUCGGCAAAAGAAGAUGCGCAAUCACCAUCUGGUUCUGCUGCGCGUUACAGAUUCGAGCGUGCCAAUGCCGCUGCUGAGUCUCAACCAGCACCUCCUUCACUUCCCAUGUUCCUCAGCAAGAGCAUUCUCAACGGAACCACGCCGACCAAGGAUGACAGCAGUGUGUUGAUCAUGCCAAAUCAUACCGUGCUAAAUCAUCUGGCGACUACGAACAUCAAGCAAGGCGUGCUGGCCACGAGUGCGACCACUAGGUACAAGAGAAAGUUCCUUACUACCAUCAUGUACAAACCGCGUAGCGACGGCGAAGAAUAA